AAAAUGUAAGCAGUACUCCAUAUAUGGACGAAUUGGGGCUUUGUAAAGUAGGAGUCUAUGCUGAGGAGUGAAAUACUCCUUUGCCUUGUUCAGAGCCAAGUUAUAUUAGAAUCUAUUGGUCUCAUUAAGAUCUUCCAUAUAAAUUUCUUUCUUAAAUAUCUCCCAUGUACAGUACAUUGUCUAAUUACAAUUUUAUUAUAUUGUUAAGAUUUUUGUAUAACAUUUGUACAGUUUUCAGUUCGCGCUUAGUGUCAAUAGUGCUAAAAUAGUUUUUGCCAUGCCAUAGCGACGUGUAAUUAGCGAAUUACUGGAGCCUAAUACUUUUAUCCGACCUUUCAAUUAAACAACAUCCUAAUUAAAAUAAUUUCCAUGAUCAUAUGGUACCAUUUUACUACAGCGAGACGGAUCUUACACAGUGUGCUUAGUGCAAAAAUCAGUGGACAAAAUGGACAAAUUGUACCAUUAUGUAGAAUCGGCCGUAGUUAAUUUUAAAUUAAAUUAUUGUUGCUGGAUAGCGCCUGUUAGGAUAGGUAUAAUAAUAAUUGGAUAUUUUAAUUUAAUUGCUGCUAUAGUGUCCUUGGUGGGUACUGCGAACGAAACCUUUUCACCCACUAUUAUGAAAGUUCAAGAGAUAAUACUGGAAGAUAACGCAUCCAAGCCAAUACCAAUUUUAGCGUACUCUAUGGAAAUGUCUUUUACUGUCUUGUUGUUGUGCGGCAUGUAUCGGAAUGAUAUUGUUUUGUUACGUGUCUAUAUAUACUACACAACAGUGACUGUGGUUACAUCUAUUCUCGUGUAUUCUAUGGUCAUUGCUGUUAUAGACGUACUCCUAAUAAUUACGAUUAUUUUUAGUACAAUAUUCCAAGUCUACAUGCUACUACUAGUGUGGAGUGCUAUAGUACAAAUAAGGGAGGAGGAGCUAGCAAAUAAAAAUGGGAAUAUAAAAGUAGUAUACAGUUGUGCAGAUGAAGAGAUAAAGGAGAUGACCACGAAGCCAGUGUCCGAUGUCGAAGCACCCGAGGAAUCAGAGGCUGGCCCUUGUCCAAUCAAUGGUGAAAAGAUAAAGGAUAGCGACUCUAAAUUAGAAACAGUUGAGGAGGAGUCGAAGGAAGCUUGAAAUAAUACUUCAUUUAUUUACAUGUAUCACAUAUAUUUAAAAAUAAAUGUCACAAAUUUUCAUUUUUCUAAAUUUUCAAGACUUGGUCGUUGAGUUCAUGGAACCCAGGUUUUUUAGAAAUAUUUGCGCCUAAAUCAUUUUUAUAUUCCUACGAUAUCUAACUUAGAUCUACAAAUUAGAUAAAAACAAUCAUAUUAGGUAAACGUCUUUUUCUUUUAUCUGUAUCUAAAUGGGUAUGACAUGAUUCGGAAUUAUUAUAGGUAGACCCAGGCAAAAUAUCAUAGAAAAAAUUUAUAGAUGUGGGAAUCAGUUUUAUAACACUUAAGUACUUAUUUAUUAAAAAUGUUUUGAACAAAUAUUAAUAAAAAAAUACUAUUAGAAUGACAUUAAAAAAUAACAAAUUAAACAAUCAAAUAAAUUAUUUAACUAAUGACAUUACAAAAGAGAGAUUCUU
This is a messenger RNA of Galleria mellonella (greater wax moth), 1571 nucleotides long. RefSeq lists its product as uncharacterized. The record is from RefSeq and is a predicted model, not a curated record. NCBI's taxonomy places the organism in Eukaryota, Metazoa, Arthropoda, Insecta, Lepidoptera, Pyralidae. Bases 446 to 1117 code for a protein of 223 amino acids. The transcript is spliced from 4 exons.